Acanthopagrus latus (yellowfin seabream) is the source of this 1315-nucleotide messenger RNA. RefSeq lists its product as uncharacterized. NCBI's taxonomy places the organism in Eukaryota, Metazoa, Chordata, Actinopteri, Spariformes, Sparidae. The record is from RefSeq and is a predicted model, not a curated record. The coding region runs from base 296 to 1036 and encodes 246 amino acids. The transcript is spliced from 7 exons.
GUAAGACACUGACGUAAUCAUUGAGGUCAGAACAUGUCUGCGUUAGUUUCGUAUCCUUAUGAAAAAAAAGUUUCCGAAUGGGAAAAUUCAUCAGACAGUCCCCUCAAGUCGCAACACCAGUCGGGAAAAAUGUAGCCGGUUACGUCAUAUGACGCUGAAACAUGGCUGACGAAAGUAAAUAUCGUGUUGAUGUGAAAAGAAAAUGUCCAAAAUACAUAUCUGAACAGUGUUGUUGACCAAGUUCACUCCCUCAUCACAACACUACCUGACGGCUUGCUACCAGUCUACACCUAAGAUGAAUGGAAGUCCCAGCGACAGAAAAAAGGUCAGAAUAGCUGAUGGGCCAGUGAAAUUGCCAGGUCAGCAGUUUGUUAUAUUUCUCUUCCUGCAGUGCAAUGGAAAGACAGGUCCAGAUUACCUUACAUCAGUGUCAGACCUUGUGUCCAAAUUCAAAGGCGAGACUGCCGUCUUAAAGAAACCAGCUGGUGCCACACUGAAGAUAGCAGACCUUGAUGACACCAUUUACAAAAACAAGGAUAAAGUGGUGAAUGGGUGGGGGAAAUUCUACCUUCCUGAGGUGAUGAGCAUGCAGGUUGUAGGUUUAGUGGAGGGGACCUCGUGCCCGUGUGACCAGCUCGUUCUGAUGACCUGUGAGGACAGAAAGAUCUAUGCCUACGAUGGAGAGGAGCUGCAUGUGGUGGCUUCAAGCCUGAAGCAGCUGUGUGACAAGGGAAUAGAGUAUCCAGCAUCCAAGAGCUAUUACAGAGGGGAGGCCUUCAAGGAUAUGACAGAGAAGGAGUGGGGUAAAGUAAGGAGCAGUCCUGUGGGGAAGAGGCUGGAUGCAGAGCAUCGUGACCUGGUGAUGGCACAUAAAUCAAAAUUCCUGGAGAAUCUACAUGUCAUCGAGUCUGCAAGAGGUCAACACUCCCACUCUGGAUGGAGUAUGACUCCAGGAAAUAAGGGCGAGUGUAUAAAUUCGGCAGCAAGUUUUGGGGCGCCCUGUCAUUCUCCAAUGGAGACAGGAACUUUCCAUUGACGUACAUAAUGUUACAUAUUCCUAUCUCUUAUUCUCUCUCUAAAUUAUUAUGAAUAUUAUAAAUCACAUAUUUUUGAAUCAUAUUAUUUUAUUCUUUGAAUUUUAUUUUGAUUUGUUUUAUAUGAGACUAUAUUGUUUAUGUUUGUUUAUAAAUGUUUAAAAAUGUUAUGAAGAAGCUUUAAUGUGACCAAAUUUCUGUCCUUGGAUGAAUAAAGUCUAAUUUCAGGAUAAGCUUGUGAAUGGAAAAUAAUUAAUUGAAUAAAAAAAAACUCACUCCCA